Culex pipiens pallens (northern house mosquito) is the source of this 927-nucleotide messenger RNA. It is a transcript of the gene Gas41, whose product is annotated as YEATS domain-containing protein 4. The record is from RefSeq and is a predicted model, not a curated record. Gene Ontology annotation, biological process: regulation of DNA-templated transcription. The transcript is spliced from 3 exons. The coding region runs from base 141 to 836 and encodes 231 amino acids. NCBI's taxonomy places the organism in Eukaryota, Metazoa, Arthropoda, Insecta, Diptera, Culicidae.
GCGGCUUUGUUUUGAUUGUGGCGGCAUCGAAAGUGGAAAUAAUUUCGAGGAGAUUUUUAAGCAAAAUUUGCUAUAUUUAGAGGGAUUAUUGAUAUUUAAAAAGUUUUGCAGUGUCCCUAGGAUAGUUCAGCAGCGUCAAAAUGAAUAUUUCUACGGAUUUCGGACCGGACUCAGGCGGGCGAGUGAAGGGCCUCACCAUCGUCAAACCUCUCAUUUACGGCAACGUAGCCCGAUCAUUCGGCAAAAAGCGCGAAGAAGACGGCCACACCCACCAGUGGACGGUGUACGUAAAGCCGUACCAAAACGAAGACAUGUCCACGUACGUGAAGAAAAUCCACUUCAAACUGCACGAAAGCUACGCCAACCCAAAUCGCGUGGUCACAAAACCCCCCUUCGAAGUGACCGAAACGGGCUGGGGAGAGUUUGAAAUCGUGAUUAAGAUCCACUUUCACGACCCAACGGAACGACCCGUCACGAUGUACCACAUCCUGAAGCUGUUCCAGAGUCCGAUUCUGGACGGGGAAGUUACAACGACGCAGAUUGAGGGCAAGAAGGGCCUGGUGUCGGAGCAGUACGAGGAGAUUGUGUUUCAGGAACCGACCCAGCUGAUGCAGCAACUGCUGACGAACGUGCAACCGGUCACAACGGGCGCGUGGAAGCAUGACACGGAUUUUGAAGAGAAAAAAGUUCAAUCGCUGGAGAACAUAAUCGAAACGAAGGCAAAAAUCAAAUCGGAAAUUACACUGCUCAAGGAUAAGCUCAAGCUGGCGCGGGAAACGAUCGCCAAGUUCAAGACGGAAAUGGCCAAGGUGCAGGGCCAACAGCCGGCGGCGUGACGGAGAGAGGGAGGUCUGUAAGUCUGGAAUUUUAUCUUGUAAGGCUGCGAACGUUUGAAGCUUUUUAAAAAACAAACUAUUGGGCAAGAAU